UAUGUAUAAAUAGCCCACAUCUUCUCAUCAUCCAAAUCACAUUCAAAUUAUUAAUUCCAUAACCUAUCAUAUUUUUGUGUGACAAAAUCAUGGCCCUUUACCUUAGUUGGAGUUGGAGGGUUGUCGUUGCUUCUUUCUGCUUUUGUUUUCUUUCUUUGUUUUCUCUCUCUGCUUUUGGACGACCAGCCACUUUUCUUCAGGACUUCCAAGUCACAUGGUCCGAUUCUCAUAUCAGGCAAAUCGAUGGAGGGAGGGCCAUCCAACUCGUUCUUGACCAAAAUUCUGGAUGUGGGUUUGCCUCCAAGCACAAGUACUUGUUUGGGCGUGUGAGCAUGAAGAUCAAACUCAUCCCUGGAGACUCUGCUGGAACUGUCACCGCUUUUUAUAUGAACUCCGACACCAAUACAGUUCGUGACGAGCUAGAUUUUGAAUUCUUGGGGAACCGGACUGGACAGCCUUAUACAGUCCAAACCAAUAUCUAUGCUCAUGGGAAGGGCGAUAGGGAGCAAAGGGUUAACCUCUGGUUUGACCCUGCUGCAGACUUCCACACUUACACUAUCCUCUGGAACCAUCACCAUAUUGUCUUCUAUGUGGAUGCUGUGCCUAUAAGGGUGUACAAGAACAAUGAAGCCAAAGGAAUCCCAUACCCAAAGCUCCAACCAAUGGGGGUGUUUUCGACAUUGUGGGAGGCCGACGAUUGGGCUACCAGAGGAGGACUUGAGAAGAUCGACUGGAGCAAAGCCCCUUUCUAUUCAUAUUACAAAGAUUUUGACAUUGAGGGAUGCCCUGUGCCAGGACCAGCCUCAUGUGCCUCAAGCACCAACAACUGGUGGGAAGGCGCUUCAUACCAAGCCCUCAACGCCCUUGAGUAUCGAAGAUACAGGUGGGUUCGUAUCAACCACAUGAUCUACGAUUACUGCACCGAUAGAUCCCGGUACCCAGUAGCCCCACCAGAGUGCACCGCCGGCUUCUAAGUGGCCUCCAAUGGCCAAAAACAAUGCUUGUUAUCACCAACGUGCCCUUGUACAUUAAUUAACGUGUAAUAAGAGCCAUGCACAGUAAAGGGUGUAUUGGGAAAUAUGGGAAAUUCUUGUGCAAAUGUAAGUGUAUAUAUGUGGAUGGAAGACCGAGUCUGUUUUAGAAGUGAGCAAAUGCCGAUAUCUAUUAGUGGCUGUAUGUGUGUGUAUCCAGCUCGCAUUAUUGUACCAAUAAAGCUCGUGCGUUAUUGUGAAA
Messenger RNA from Pyrus x bretschneideri (Chinese white pear), 1233 nucleotides. Its product is annotated as probable xyloglucan endotransglucosylase/hydrolase protein 6. NCBI's taxonomy places the organism in Eukaryota, Viridiplantae, Streptophyta, Magnoliopsida, Rosales, Rosaceae. The transcript is spliced from 4 exons. Gene Ontology annotation, cellular component: apoplast; cell wall. Gene Ontology annotation, biological process: xyloglucan metabolic process; cell wall biogenesis. Bases 90 to 974 code for a protein of 294 amino acids. Gene Ontology annotation, molecular function: hydrolase activity, hydrolyzing O-glycosyl compounds; xyloglucan:xyloglucosyl transferase activity. The record is from RefSeq and is a predicted model, not a curated record.